AUGGUUUCCGGUUUGGUUACAGAUAUUAAGGUACUAGAUUAUCAUUUUGUUUUUGUCUUACAGAUAUUGAGAACAGGUUUCUUUCAUGCGGAUCCUCACCCUGGAAAUCUUGCGAUUGAUGUGGACGAAGCAAUUAUUUAUUAUGACUUCGGCAUGAUGGGAGAGAUCAAAUCUUUCACCCGAGAGAGACUGCUUGAACUUUUCUAUGCUAUGUAUGAAAAGGAUGCCAAAAAGGUUAUGCAACGCCUUAUAGAGCUGAGAGCACUCCAACCUACUGGGGAUCUGUCUUCAGUGAGGAGAUCUGUACAGUUUUUCCUUGACCAUUUGCAAAGCCAGGCACCAGAUCAGCAGCAGACCCUUUCUGCAAUCGGGGAGGAUUUAUUUGCAAUAGCACAAGACCAGCCAUUCCGUUUUCCAUCUACCUUUGCCUUUGUUCUCAGGGCUUUUUCAACACUUGAAGGCAUAGGCUACACACUCAAUCCAAAUUUCUCCUUUGCAAGGAUUGCUGCACCCUAUGCACAGGAACUUUUAGAUAUGAGGCAAAAGCAUAUUACACCACCACAGCUUGUGAAGGAGAUAAGAAAGCAAGCAGAUGAUCAUGUACUUAUGCCAUUGUUCAAUGUGAUGAUCCGUUUGAAUCGAUAA
Vigna angularis (adzuki bean) is the source of this 645-nucleotide messenger RNA. Its product is annotated as protein ACTIVITY OF BC1 COMPLEX KINASE 7, chloroplastic-like. Bases 1 to 645 code for a protein of 214 amino acids. The record is from RefSeq and is a predicted model, not a curated record. Lineage: Eukaryota; Viridiplantae; Streptophyta; Magnoliopsida; Fabales; Fabaceae. The transcript is spliced from 7 exons. Gene Ontology annotation, biological process: regulation of response to reactive oxygen species.